UUAGAAAAAAAAGCAGAAUUAUAUUUAGGUUACCCAACCCAAAGACCCGACCCUAAUUCCGGUUGCUCCCGCCUCCCAGUUCCACGAUYACAAAGGUUUCUCGAAGACACAGACGCGGCGGGAACGCACCCACYGUUCCAACUUCACGGUUGCAGUCGUACUUCGAAUUCCGGCGGCGUUCCAAUGGAGGACAAGUUCGCUACAGCAGAGAAGAAGGUGCUCGUCGAGAUGGUGCGGUUGGCCCAAAAGCGAGGAAUGAGAGGUGGCGAAGGAGACUGGAAGGAGUUUCUUAAUAGUCAUGAUCCUAAGUUCGGGGCUAACAUGAGUGACCCGUCUAAGAGGUCCAAUGAUAUGUUGAUUGCUUUUCUCAAGACAUUUAGUAAAGAGGAUGAUUUGAUGUUUUUGGACAAAGUACUCCAGUGUAACGAGAAGCGUAAUUUUGUGAAGCAAGUAUCGCAGAGCACUUCAGACAAAGAAUCACCUGAGCAGAGGCUGGUUCGGCUUACACUUGAACACCCACAGUACCCAUUGGAAUAUUCAUUUCCGUCGUAUGAUAAGGGAUGGAUUGUUACCAAAUUCAGCCAAAAGUCUAAAGCACUAAAAUCAAAUUCGAUGUAUGCCAUUGAUUGUGAGAUGGUUCUCUGUGAAGAUGGAACAGAAAACUUGGUGAGGGUUUGCAUGGUGGAUCGUGACUUACAAGUGAAAAUUGAUGAACUUGUAAAACCUAGGAAAUCAAUUAAGGACUACAGAACUGAGAUAACUGGAAUUUCUCCUGGGGAUUUGGAUGGAGUUACUUGUUCUCUGGAUGAUAUACAGAAAUCCAUGAAGAAAUUGUUGUCACCUGGAACUAUUUUGGUAGGCCACAGUCUGAACAAUGAUCUCCAUGCACUUAAGUUAGAUCAUGCAAGGGUGAUUGACACCUCAUUUAUCUUCAAGUAUUCCAAUGGAUCUAUCUAUAGAAGGCCUUCUUUGAAUAAGCUGUGUAAGUCUGUCUUGGGUUAUGAACUCCGGAAGGAGGGUGCUCCACAUAAUUGUCUACAUGAUGCUCAGGCUGCCAUGAAACUUGUUCUCUCAAAGCUUGAGAGCAAAGUUGAUGAUGUGAUUGUCGUAGCUGACGAGGAUACACCACAAAUUGGUAUGGAGAAGUUACUCCUUCAUAGAGUACCAAUUCAUGUACCAAGUGAAGACUUAGCUGGUGUUAUCCGUGGGGACUUCACAAUUGAACUCAAGCCAUCUAAGAAAGGUCAAGGGGAUAUAUAUUCUGCAUUUGCCAUUUUUAAGAACCCCGAGGAGGCACAGCAGGCAUUUGAACAGGUCGAAGGCAGCCCAGAUAAGGAUUCAUCUGGACGGCCACAAAAGCUCAUUAAAUUUCAACUCAGUUCAGGGUCCACUGUUAGUAUCUACGUUCGUAAAAUGGGACAAAAUGAUUUUGCUGAGAAAUUCUCGUCUAAAAAGAGAGAUUUGGAGGUGAUUGAAAACCUAGUCAUGUCCAAAAAACAGAAGACUGACCAGAAUAUUGCAGUGGAGACGAUUGCAAACUCAAGUAGAUGUUGCGACCAUGUAGAAGAGAUUGAAAGAUUGAAGCAAGAAUUGAAACAAAAGGAGGACUCAAGUCAUUGCUGUGAUCACUUGAAAGAGGUUGAAAGCCUGAAGGAAGAAUUGAGAAGGAAGGAUUAUGAACUUAGUAUCCUGCAUAAGGCUAUCACUAUUGUGAAGAAGGAUAACAAAAAGAGAAAGGGAAAGAAGAAGUAAAUUUUGCCCUGCAUCGACUUCAGUUGACAUCUCUAGCCUUGAUUAUGCUCGUAUUCCUCUUUUGGUUUAUAAUCUAAGGAACGGGUGCCCCAUUUUAUUAAAUACCAGUGAUAUCUGAACGGGUUUACAGUGAAGUUAUCAGAUCAGCUCAGCACAGACCAGUUCCAUCAUUUUAUUACACUUGAGAGAUUCAUUGGGAUGAUUGACCACCUGGCUGCCAAACCAAUUACCUGCCAUGGAGCGAACAGUCUGACAUGAUUUACUCAAGGAUUGAUUGAGCCAAGCUCGUGUGGCAAAGAGGAAAAGAGCUUCGAAUUCCCGGUGCAAUUGCCGAAGAUCGGUUUCAUGGUCUGUAGGUCCCCCCUUGCGAGGUUAUUUUUAUUUUGUUAUAUUUUUUCUUUUGAGAGUCAAGUUCAUGUAUUCUUCAACUUUUCUUUUUAUAAGCUAACUUUUUCAGAUGUCACAGGUUGCUUAUUUUCUACUAGAUAUAUUCUUUUUUAUUGACACAAUUUGUCUCAGUUAUGGAAGUAUUCAAUUCAA
Molecule: messenger RNA, 2292 nt
Organism: Momordica charantia (bitter melon)
Lineage: Eukaryota; Viridiplantae; Streptophyta; Magnoliopsida; Cucurbitales; Cucurbitaceae
Product: small RNA degrading nuclease 1
Cellular component (GO): nucleus
Molecular function (GO): exonuclease activity; nucleic acid binding
Source: RefSeq, a predicted model, not a curated record